CUCUUUUCCUUCCUUAUAUCACAUUAUGUCUGACUCUAGUGCUUAUAUGGUGGCCAAUCUUUUAGAAAAGAUGGAUAGUGAAGACCGAGACUUUCGGUAUAUGGCUUUGAAUGAUCUUAUGAAUGAACUUCAAAAGAACUCUUUCAAUAAUGACUCUUUGGUGGAAGCAAAAGUGGUGGCUGCUGUUUUGAAAUUGAUGGGUGAUAAGAACACAGAAGUACAAAAUCUCGCUGUGAAAUGCUUGGCUCCUUUGGUAAAACAAAUUAGGGAAGAACAUAUGCUGGACAUUAUCAACAAAUUGUGUCAAUUUGCUUCUCAACAAAAGAAUGAAGAACUUCGUGGGAUUGCUAGCAUUGGUCUGAAAACUGUCGUAUUGGAGGUCAAUCCUAAUCGUGGUCAUCGUGUCAGUGCAAGCAUUAUUCCAAAGCUGUUACAAAUUCUUCAACAAGCUGAAGGUGACUAUGAAACACAAAUGGAUACACUAGAUAUCUUGGCCGAUGUUAUAUCACGUUUUGGUGGUCAAAUAUCAGCGGCACAACAAUCAUCGAUCCAACAAACCUUGUUACCUUUGUUAUCUCAUUCAAGAACAACCAUCAGAAAACGAACAACAAUGGCUAUUGGUUACUUAGUUGUCCAUGUGAAUGAUGCGUUAUUUGAUACUACUCUGCAUUAUAUAUUGGAAGGACUAGAAAAGAAUCAAAACUCUGAUGACAAGCUACGAACAUUUGUGCAAGCCAGUGGUAUUUUAAGCCGAUAUAGCCCUACUCGACUUGGAAAACAUUUAUCUGAAAUUGUGCCCAUUAUCACAAAAUAUGCUCAGGAAGCCGAUGAAGAUGAUGAACUUCGUGAAAUUAGCUUGCAAACCUUGGAAUCAUUUGUUGUGCGAUGUCCCACUGAAAUCACUGUUUACAUUGAUCAAAUUAUUACUCUUGGUUUGGAAUUCUUGAAAUAUGAUCCUAACUUUGCAGAUCAUGAUGAAGAUGAUGAUAUGAUGGAUGAGGAUGAAGAAGAAGAAGAUGAAGAAGAUGAAUAUGAUGAUAUUGCAGAAUAUUCGGAUGAUGACGAUGAUAUGUCUUGGAAAGUACGCCGUGCAGCAACCAAACUAUUGACAUCUGUGAUUGAAACUCGUUCCGAUCUUCUAUUACAACUUUACGAAUCAGUAUCACCAGCUCUUAUCAGUCGUUUCAAUGAACGUGAAGAAUCUGUCAGAAUCGAUAUCCUCAACGCAUUCAUUGCCCUUCUUCGCCAAACAAACUUGUACAGCUCUGACGGACAUUCUAGUGCCAUGACGAAUGAAUUUGAUCUUGAAUUUGACAUGCCUAGUUAUGAUGAAGGAUUCAUAUUAAAAGCUGUAGAUACUGUAUCAACAACAAAUAUGGAUAUUACUGAAGGUCCAAAACAGCAACUUCUUGCUCAGGUACCCAAACUCUGUCGCACAUUGUCAAAGCAAUUAUCAUCAAAAUCAACUCAAACCCGUCAAAUCGGCUUCCACCUAUUACAUGUGGUGAUCACUGUACUACAUGGUGGAUUGGAUAAUGAGAUUUCCUUGUUUGUUCCGGUCAUUGAAUCAUCAUUAUCAACAUCAACUUUGGAUUUACAACAAUCAGCCAUGUCUUCCAAUCUAAAAAUUGAAGUCCUAUCUUUCUUACGUACAUUUUUACGCACUCAUCCUGCGAACGUGACCCAACCUUACCUACAUCAACUAUGCCCUGCAAUUAUUAACAGCAUCUCUGAUCGGUUUUACAAGAUUACAUCGGAAGCUUUUAUGGUUUGUAUUGAACUUAUCAAGUCUAUCCGCCCUAUUCAACGUAUUCCCAAUACAAAUGAAUACAAUAUUGCGCCUGUGAAUCAAGACUAUGUAGGUUAUAUUAUGGAAAUCUAUCAAUUGACACUUAAGGUACUUGGAACAAACAAUGCUGAUCAAGAAGUCAAAGAAAGAUCUAUCAUGUGUCUUGGAGCUUUGUUGGCUCAAGCGGUGGAUGUAUUAGAAUCAGAACAACGACAUGCAUGGAAUGUCCUCUUGGAAAGAUUACAAAAUGAAGUGACAAGACUGAUCAGUGUCCGUACUUUGGCUAUUGUGUCUCAAAGUCCUGUGGCUGCAGGUGAAGAGUUGGCUCGCUGUGUUCUUACUGCUGUUGAUGGUAUUGCUCUAUUGUUAAGAAAAAGCAACAGAUCUCUCCGUGUAGCAAGUCUUGAAUGUUUGAAUAUUUUGAUCAAAAGAUUUGGUACCAAGAUCAGUGAUCAAAGCUAUCAACAAUUACUGACCGAAGUUCGACCUCUGAUUACUGAUUCCGAUCUACACCUUUUACCUCUUGCCUUGCAACUCGUUGAUUCUAUCAUUACUAUUCGACCCACUUCAGUCACUGAUAUCAAGGUGUUGAUUUUACCUACCCUUUUCCAAUUGAUUCAGUCACCUUUACUUCAAGGAGCUUCACUCAAGAGUUUGUUAAAUCUUUUUGCUUCCUUGGGACGAGCCAGUCCAGCGGAUUAUGAUGUCUUUAUCAAGGGUUUGGUGGAUCCUCUUUUAUCUGCUCAUACUGUUGGUGUUUCUGCUGGUGGUGUUGCUGCAGUAGCUAAUAAACAAUCUGCUUCUACUGUCGCUCAAUGUGUCGCAGUUUUAGCCAUCAACAACGAUCAAGCCCAUUGCGAAUCUACAGUGCGUACAUUCUUGGAUUAUAUCAAAAAUGCAUCAUCCAAUGACUCUGUUCGCUAUCUCAGUCUUUUGAUCUUGGGUGAAAUUGGUCACAAAGUAGACUUGAGUAGUCAUGAUUCCAUCCACAAUGAUAUUCUUAAUUUGUUCAGUGCUCAAUCUGAAGAAGUCAAGUUUGCGGCGGCAUUUGCAUUUGGAAAUCUUACAGUUGGCAAUAUUGGCAAGUACUUCCCAUUGAUUGUAUCUCAAAUCAAAGAAAAACCAAAAAGAAGAUUUUUGUUAUUACAUGCUUUAAAGGAAGUGAUUACUCGUUGUGAUUAUCAAACACCAAUCAUUGCACUUGAGGAAGCAUCUGAUGAUAUAUGGACGCUACUAUUGGAAAGUAGUGAAUCGGACCAGGAAGAAGGCACUCGAUCAGUAGUAGGCGAAUGUCUUGGUAAACUAGCCUUGACCAAUUCAUCAAAGUAUCUUCUUCAAUUGGAGGCUCGAUUGGCAUCCCCUUCUCCUCAAGUACGAGCAACUGUUGCUACUGCGUUCAAGUAUAUUGUUGUUGAUCCCAUACAGAAGAAUGAUGAUUUACUGAAACCCGUUGUCGCUCAAUUCUUACUCUUAUUGGAAGACUCGGAUAUUAAUGUUCGACGAUUAGCCCUACUGACAGUCAAUUCAGCUCUUCAUCGCAAAGCCUACCUCGUGCGUGAUGUCUUACCUUCUUUGUUACCUCUCCUUUAUCAAGAAACUAUUGUCAAGGAAGAAUUGAUCCAUACCGUAGAAAUGGGACCCUUCAAACACAAAGUGGAUGAUGGCUUGGAACUUCGAAAGGCAGCAUACGAAUGUUUGUAUACAUUAUUAUCUACAUGUUUAGAUAGGAUUGAUAUUCAUGGUUACUUGGAUUGUGUUCGAAUUGGCUUGAAUGAUCAACAUGAUAUCAAAAUGCUUGUUUACUUGAUGCUGAUUCGGCUUAGCAAAGUAGCAUCUACGGCAGUAUCUCAAAAACUGGAUGAUUUGGUGGCUCCUUUGAAGGCAACUCUUGAUUUCAAGAUUCGAAGCAAUGCUGUGAAACAAGAAUUGGAAAAGAAUCAAGAAUUAGUUCGUGCCACUAUUCGUUGUAUAGUUGCUUUGUCUGUGAUCUCUGAAACUGGGACUAGCCCCAAGUUUGAACAGUUUGUGGAAGAAGUACGAUCUGGUCCUUUGGCAGAUGAAUACAAAACAACAGCAUUUGAAGUUGGGAAACGGGAAUCAAGAUCUGGUGAUUAUAUGGAUCUUUCAUCGUAGAAUACUUACGCUCAACAGACGGAUGGAUUAGUAUUAGCCUGUAGUACUUCUUUUUUUAUUUUAUUUUAUUUUUUUAUUUAUUUUUAUUUUGUUUUACUCCCAAAAUAAAAUAUCAAAUCGCGUUUUAUUAUAUAA
Molecule: messenger RNA, 4057 nt
Organism: Halteromyces radiatus
Lineage: Eukaryota; Fungi; Mucoromycota; Mucoromycetes; Mucorales; Cunninghamellaceae
Product: armadillo-type protein
Exons: 19
Coding region: 26-3922 (1298 amino acids)
Biological process (GO): protein ubiquitination; SCF complex assembly
Cellular component (GO): nucleus
Source: RefSeq, a predicted model, not a curated record